This is a messenger RNA of Diachasma alloeum, 4050 nucleotides long. RefSeq lists its product as uncharacterized. Gene Ontology annotation, biological process: protein localization to centrosome; intraciliary transport involved in cilium assembly; cilium assembly. Gene Ontology annotation, cellular component: ciliary basal body; centriole; centrosome. NCBI's taxonomy places the organism in Eukaryota, Metazoa, Arthropoda, Insecta, Hymenoptera, Braconidae. Bases 395 to 3898 code for a protein of 1167 amino acids. The transcript is spliced from 14 exons. The record is from RefSeq and is a predicted model, not a curated record.
AACUAGACAGAAUUUCGUUUUGCAUUUUCUCGCCCUCGUCUGUCAAAUUGACUGCAAAUAGUCUCGCCUUACGCGUCCAAAAUAUGUCAACGGGUAUUUUUAUUUAUAGUACUUGAGUAAUUAACAUUUCCAUUGAGCAACUGAGUUCAUAACGCAAUCGCGAAGGGUUGGAGCUGCGGAGAUGGUUGUGAGGGGGUAUUAUCCUGGAUUGUGAAGGUUGUCCGAUAAUUUUUGGAGAUUGCUUCGUUGGAGGGGCUGUAGAUAAUUUUUUCAAGACAAUUAGUCCAUCCUGAAAGUGCACAGUUGGUGACUUUGAGAGUUAGAGUGAUCGGAGUGAACGAAGGAUGAUCUUUGUGCGGAGUUAGGGGUGCGAGAAGGAAGAGAGCUCGUCAUUAUGUCUCCUGGGGUUAAUGAUGGACCCCGAAAGACUGGAACACUCCCCAAAAGCAAUAGGAGAAAUGAUCGGAACCGAGAUGUUGCUAAUGCGACGAGGCAGGUUGGGAGGACUGCUUAUGACAGACGACUGCAUCCCAACAACCUGCUUGAUUGGCAGCCAGUGAGUGACCGGGAACCUGGCAGAACCACGAAGAAUAGUAACGCGAGGUCCACAUCGUCAGUUCCAUCGACUUCGUAUCAGGACCUUGCUGAUAUCGCUUCAUACCAUCGACAGUACAAUUACACUGGAGAGGAUUACAUCCCCUGGCAGGAAAUGGCUCAACCGAUGGACUCACGCGCGCAGUCCCCUCCAAGCCUUCAAAAUUCAAAACCCACGAAUGUCGACAAAAUGCCAGAUCGUCGUCAGGUGGAGAGCCGAUUGAAUCAGAUCCGAGACUAUAUCAGAGUGACAUCAACCAUGAUGGACUCGUUGAACCAAUCCUCUGAUCCACGUGCACGUGCUCAACACGAUAAACUAGCUAAAAUGGUGGAGGAUCUGUGUGACAGUGAGACGAAACUGGCUAAACUCUUGGAGGACUAUCGUGGAUUGCCAGAUGAGCUAAAGCCCGAUGACCGCCAGUCCCAGUGCUCCAGCCAGAUGAAGUGUUUCACUGAACUGCUAGACAUGCUUGGCUCUCAAGAUAAUUUUGUCAUAUCUAAUAUUAAUCAGAGGAUCGAUAGAGAGGAUGGAGAAGAGCCCCUCGAGGCGAAGCUCCGUAAGAAGAUGGAGGCGUCCCAGCGUAAAUUAGCGCAGCUCCAGGAGCACCAGGCGAACCUAGUUGGGAUGCAGUUGAGAGUUCGUGAGAGAUUGAACGAGGCUCGUCAGGCCCAACAGCUGCUGCUCCUGCAGGAGAACGAGCAAGCCAAUGCAGCUAUUCCCCUGCCCUAUGACAAUGGGAAUCGUUCCCAGCAGCAGCUGGUGAACGAUGCAGACGCCCUCGAGUCUGAGACAAUUGCCCUGAGAGGGAAAUUAACGCAGCUUCAGAACAAAAAGAAGCAGAUGGACACUCUUGUUUCCGAACUGCAGGCUGCGGAGUUGUCUGACAGGGCCAGCUGCAGUUCAGAGAACUCUAAACACACUGAACGCGACAAAGUUGCUGAGUUGGAGGUCCUCAAGGCCCAGUUGGCCCACCUCAAAGGGCUUAUGGAGGAGGCCACGAGGGUCAGGGAUGCCUUCAAUUCAACAUCUGAAACCGAUGCUGAGGCAAUCAAUGGGUGCUGCGAGAAUGGGGAAGUGGAGGAAGAUGGGGAUGUUGCUGCGUCGUUCAACUCCUUUGACAGGAACAGUGAGACUGAUGAGAGUCCCGGGAAGUUUAAUAAUUCUAAGGAGCAACUGACCGUUGAACAAAUUCAGGCAGUGACUCGUGAAUUAAAAGAGCAACAAGUCCUCCUCCAGUCAGCCAGAGCCGAGCUCCAGCGUCUGAAGAAUCCCUCCUCAUUUCCCCCAGUUCCAGCUCCAAUGCUAUUCUUACCAGGCACAACGUCCCCCUCCUCAUUCGCUGCAUUCACUCCCUCCGAUAAAAAACAAAGCAAUAACAACAAUAACAAUCACAAUAACAACAAUAAUGCCCACGUGGAUGUGCCACAGGCACCAGGUGGUCAUGAGAAUCAGGGCCAGGCGUCCCAGGCGACUAGGGCGCAGAAUAAAAAACGUCAGCUGGAGGAAUUGGUACGUAAAGAUCAGAGUCAGUCGUCGAGUGUGAACCGAGACGUUGGAGCUGCUGGAUGGGGGAGUAGGAGGGGCUCAAAUUCACACAGGAGCCACACUAGUACACCUGCUAAUAUUUGGCCUGGACCUAGUGCUAUUGUCGGAAGUUCAAACGAGCCAAGUGUAGACGGUAUAUCAACAACGGACAAUCUCUUAGACAUCGGACCCCACGUCCCAGCAAUUGAGAAUGGAUUUCCCCCGAGCUGGUGGAACAUGUCGGCCCCUCCAGUGUCCCAACCCCAAGGUCCAGCCCACUCGACCGAGUACUACCGUCAAUUACUGAUGAGCUCGCAAGCCCAACAGCUCCAGAUGAUGAGUACAACGAUGCAGCAGUGCUGCCAACUCCUCUGGGCCCAGCAGCGUGAGCUCCAGUCAAUGAGAUCAGCUAUAACCCAACUCCAGCAGCAGUUUCGGCAGGCCCAAGCACCUGGGGUCAACGAGAAUCGUGAGGACUACUCGAAUCUGAGUCGAUCCAUUCAUCAUCUGGAGAACACUCUGGACUCAACACUUCCACCUAGUUCAUCUCUACCGAAUCUAGUCUCACUACCCACCACUUCACAGACACCUGCUCAUCCUCCGAUAAUAGCUUCAGCCAAUUCUCAUCAGCAUCAUAAUCAUCAGCAGUUGAACAAUCAGGUACCACCUGGCAAUCGGGCCAACAACUACUGGGACAAUUUUCGAAGUUACUCCAGACAGAAUCUUUUGUCUGGAACCCCUAAAACAUUGAGUGAUUCAAUGCCAGGACCGUCUAGCAAUACUAACACAACGACUAAUACAACAGCAAGUGGACUUCAUAUUUCACAUUUGCGAGACAAGAGAAAUCGUGAGCACGCUGCUGACAAUCUCUCCCUGCCCUCUCUCACCGGUUCAGACGCCCAGUACUCCCUAAACCUCCAAAUGCAGUCUAAUAUUCAGUCGCACGAGCGAGAGAUCCCAGCAUCGAGAACAAAUAUUUUAUCGAAUGAGGCUGCACAGAUGCAGCAGGUGGAGAACUUCUGGGAGGACGCACACUCGUCCUUCCGAUUGGUCCCAGAGAGCAACGAAGACAUUUAUUCCCUUCGUCAUCUCAAUGCAGAAAUGCGAGACGUUCUAGUUUCCCUGGUUGCUGCCAACAAGAGGAGGCCAGAUUACCUCGUCAUUAUUCUGAGGGAGAUCAAGGCUAUCAGCGAGGAUCAGAGACUGCGACCGAGGCUCCUGAGGUCCCUGAGGGCUCUACAGGACAUGCAGACCUCCAGCAAUCCUCUGAAUGAAGUCCCGGAUCAGACAGCCAGUGAGAGCUGUCAAUCCAGCGAUGAUGACUCUGAUGUUGGUGCACGGGGGGGUUCGUUGAUGAAUUCAAACGUUGAGAGUCAGUCGCUCCUGACGGAGAUGUUCUUGCCGAUGCAUUCUUCUAUGCAGGUGCCACAGAGCAUUGCUGCACCAUUCCCUGAGAAUUUUGAUUUUGAGGGGGCAAUGCAGCUGGAGACCAUCAAUGCUCUUCCCUCGAUGUCUUCUAUUUCCGCUGGGUACAACGAGGACUUGGCUGAAGCUGAUCAAUCCCGUCCGGACGCCUCCAAUGAUCAACAGAACUCCUUCGAUGAAGGAAGUGACGAAGGAGAGGACAAUGAGCCGCUCUCCCACAUGGCCCCAGUUCAAGGAGCUGCAGCUGUAGAACUAGACAGAGAACAAUUCCCUGGUCAGGAUCCAAAUGACCAAGAAGCUUUCGGUGACAGCCCCAUACUGGAUAGAAUUCCCACGAGACUCCUCCAUCACUAGCGGUGCUUCCCUCCCUCUCCUUCAUUCCUGUUCUCGCCAGUGAGCCUUAAACUACUUAUUAUUAAUUUCUUCGUGAUAAUGCUGUCGGUUCAACUCUUUGUAACGUUAUUUCUUAAAUCGUUGUAAUAAACUGUAUUGAAGUAUAUCGAAAA